Molecule: messenger RNA, 1896 nt
Organism: Pararge aegeria (speckled wood butterfly)
Lineage: Eukaryota; Metazoa; Arthropoda; Insecta; Lepidoptera; Nymphalidae
Exons: 3
Coding region: 175-1815 (546 amino acids)
Source: RefSeq, a predicted model, not a curated record
CCUUGCACUCCCGCAGCGAACGGUUGUGUCUCGUGAUACCAGUUAGUGACAGUGUUGUGCUUUAAACAGUUGCUGAACAGUUAGCCGCUAGGUCGUCGACCGCGCGAGCAUGAAUGUUCGCUCGCCUGCCCUCGCACAACUUUGACCGAAACCCACCAGGUCGACAUCCGGGCCAUGCGGGGAUGGUGCGCGCGGUGGAGCGGUUCCGGGCGGGCUCGGCUGCGCUGGCUGGCAGCCCUCGUGUGCUGGGGCGGGCUCGUGGCCCUCGCCCUGCCCCGCCUGCAGCAGGCACCCCCGCGCACGCGCCCCGCGCCGCCCGCCCGCCUUCUGCUCCAGUCGGAAGCCGCGUCCACUCCCGCCCCGUUCCCCUCCACACAAACCCCGCCGAAACCAGCAACAGACACACGAGUACUCACAGAAGACGAACUUCGAGCUGACGCAGAAAGGCGACUCCCUUCGUUACCCCUCGCAUACUGGCACAAACACAAAAACGACAAGAACAAGUUCUACAAGAAGAAAGACUGCGCUCCAUUCCCAUCGAUAUACGACCUUGAGUUUCACAAUACGUAUUGGCAAACUUUGCGAGCAAAGAACGACGUUUUCCACUUCUACGGAGCAUAUCUUGACGCGAGAAACACAUCCCGUAUAGGACCAGCAGUAAGAGUACUAGCAGUUCACGAUCGCAUCAAGCCCACCAUCACUACUCAUUGCCAAUUAUGGUUCGAGGAACGCGACGCACCGGUUGUUGUACGAAAUCUUGAAUACAAAUACGUUUGGAACAGCAAAUGGGGCAAUUAUAGAGAUGGAGUACUUCAACCUUACCUGCUAGCUUGUGUGCUGCCAGCUGAAGUGCGCCAUUUAGUCCCAGCUUCAGUAUCAAUUGUUUCCGACCCUUGCGACAGAGCUACGAAUAAUUUAAGAGUACACUACGAUCGACCUAAGCCACCAGCAGUUCAAAAGGAAUUUGCUGUUUGCGUUAAAGGCCUUGACUUCCUACAUGAGGAUCUAUCAGUCCGCCUUGUUGAAUGGAUCGAAACUAUUCGCCUUCUAGGCGCAGACAAGAUCUUCUUCUACGAACUCCAAAUACACCCGAAUAUCACAAAGGUUUUAAACUACUACAACGCACUUGGAGUGACUGAAUUGACGCCUAUAACUUUACCUGGUGGACAACCGAACUUACCAGGCCUCCAACACAUGUAUUUAAAGAAGAAAACGACACAUAAACGACAGAUGGAAUUGAUACCUUACAACGAUUGCUUGUAUCGCCAUAUGUAUCAAUACAAGUGGUUAGCACUGCUGGAUAUAGACGAGGUUAUUGUCCCAUUAGAAGACAACGACUGGAGCUCUUUAAUGAAGCGUAUAUUACCUCUAUCUACUCCAGUAUCUGGAAAGCCACCGCGCUCAUCAUAUCACGCCUCGAACUUGUAUUACCUUGAUUCGUUACAACAUGAGCAUGCUUGGGAAGACGGCAUACCACGCUACCUUCACAUGUUGCAGCAUGUUUAUCGAACACGGAACUUCACGAAGCCAGGCCAGUACGUUAAGGCUUUCCACGAGACGGAGCGUGUUCUGGCUCUCCACAACCAUUUCCCGCUGGCGUGUUUGGGUGGUGCGUGUUCUUCGUACGCCAUCGAGACAAAGCAUGCGCGUUUACAACAUUAUCGUGCUGACUGCGUGACAGCACUGAGCAAAACUUGCGCUGAGCUUCGUCAGCAGCCAGUCCGCGAUACAGCGCUGUGGCGCUGGCGAGCUCCUUUAAUACAAGCAGCUGAUGCAGCGCUGACAGCGCUCGGUUUCCUACCUCCUCACCGGUGACCAAAAUCGCGCGCGUCCUCUGCAUAUACGCUUAGUUCUUUUAACCUAUUAAAUGCUAGUAUUAAACGUAUUUUUAUAGUU